Messenger RNA from Protobothrops mucrosquamatus (brown spotted pit viper), 456 nucleotides. RefSeq names its product A disintegrin and metalloproteinase with thrombospondin motifs 4-like. The record is from RefSeq and is a predicted model, not a curated record. Lineage: Eukaryota; Metazoa; Chordata; Lepidosauria; Squamata; Viperidae. Gene Ontology annotation, molecular function: metalloendopeptidase activity. Gene Ontology annotation, biological process: proteolysis; extracellular matrix organization. The transcript has 2 exons. The annotation marks the transcript as partial. Gene Ontology annotation, cellular component: extracellular matrix.
CGCUUUGCGUCCAUCCCACGCUACGUGGAAACCUUGGUGGUGGCCGACGAAGAAAUGAUGCGCUUUCACGGCGCUGGGCUGAAGCCAUACCUGCUCACCAUCAUGGCAGCCGCUGCCAAGUUCUUCCGCCACCCGAGCGUCCGGAAUCCCGUCAACUUGGUGGUGACCAGGCUAGUGGUGAUCGGAGAAGCCGAGGACGGGCUGAGGGUUACCUCCAACGCGGCCGAGACCCUGCGCAAUUUUUGCAGCUGGCAGAAAGGGCUGAACAAGCCCAGCGAUAAAGACCCCGAGCAUUUCGACACGGCCAUUCUCUUCACCAGACAGGAUCUCUGUGGACGCUCCAGCUGCGGCACCCUUGGCAUGGCAGAUGUGGGCACAGUCUGUGAUCCGACCCGCAGUUGUUCCAUUGUCGAGGACGAUGGGCUCCAGUCAGCCUUCACUGCGGCCCACGAAUUG